GCUCAACGGCCAGGCCAGAUCACUAAACAAUCUUUGUCUGAAACACCUGAAAUUGUAGAUGACUUUCUUUGUAAUUUUUUAAUCAGAAUGGGAAUGAACAGGACAUUGGACUGCUUUCAGACUGAAUGGUAUGAAUUGAUGCAGAGAGGUGUGCUUGAACCUAAAGAUGUUGGAUUUGUUCCAGAUGCCUAUACUUGCAAUCAGCAUUUGGAGAGAGAAAAUAUAUAUUUGAAGAAAGAAAUGGAGAACUAUAAAUUUGCAGCUAACAAAGCUAAAGAUGCGCUGCUAAAAAUGCAGAGAGAGCGUGACUUCCAUAGAAUGCAUCAUAAGAGGGUAGUCCAGGAAAAGAACAGACUCAUUAAUGACAUUAAAAG
Messenger RNA from Thamnophis sirtalis, 374 nucleotides. The record is from RefSeq and is a predicted model, not a curated record. NCBI's taxonomy places the organism in Eukaryota, Metazoa, Chordata, Lepidosauria, Squamata, Natricidae.